Pungitius pungitius (ninespine stickleback) is the source of this 1453-nucleotide messenger RNA. It is a transcript of the gene gpr184, whose product is annotated as G protein-coupled receptor 184. The transcript has 2 exons. Gene Ontology annotation, cellular component: membrane. The record is from RefSeq and is a predicted model, not a curated record. Lineage: Eukaryota; Metazoa; Chordata; Actinopteri; Perciformes; Gasterosteidae. Bases 325 to 1377 code for a protein of 350 amino acids. Gene Ontology annotation, biological process: G protein-coupled receptor signaling pathway; G1/S transition of mitotic cell cycle; negative regulation of G2/M transition of mitotic cell cycle. Gene Ontology annotation, molecular function: G protein-coupled receptor activity.
GCUGUCAUCGCAGGCAGAGCCCAAACAAACAAUCAGCCGUAGCGGUUGGAUGGGCUGGUAACCAUUGCUUUUUGUAAUCUUCCUUCCACCAUGAGGGGAUACAGUGGCUUGGCUGCACGUCAGCAGCUCUGAAGACUCUCCGGUGCAGAUCUUCCUUUAACGCUCCUGGACCGAACUCCGCCAAACUAGAAGCAGCUCUGGAAUGUGCCAAGAACUCCUGAAGCCACUGGACAGCUUGGUUUUGCAAAUUGAGACACACAACCCGCCAAAAGCGCCAGGUGAGGUCGUCGGUGAAUUUAUAACCAGGAAAGAGAAGAAAAAAAAAUGACCGGAGCCAUGAGCAGCAAUGUCGCACCAACAAAUUUUACCCCAAACUCAUCCAUGUGUGUUACUAUUGAGGACAGCGCCAUCAGUGACCUGCUGAUGUCCGUGUACAUCCUGGCUUUUAUUUUUGGGCUGACCUUCAAUGUGCUGACCCUUGGCCCCAUUUGCCAACAAGUUCGGCGGCAAAAUGUCCUGGGAAUCUUCCUGCUCAACCUGUCCAUCUCCGACAUGCUCUUCCUCUUCACCAUGCCCCUUUGGAUCAAUUACUACCGACACAACCACCAGUGGAAGCUCGGUGCUGUGUCCUGCAGCGUGGCGGGCUUCUUCUACUACACCAACAUGUACAUCAGCAUCUACCUGCUGUGCUGCAUCUCCGUGGACCGCUGCCUGGUGGUCACCUACCCGCUCCGCUUUAAGACCCACAGGACGUCCCGGUACGCCUGGGCGCAGUGUGCCUCGGUGUAUGCUGUGGUGAUAGCGCUGCACAUCGGGGUGCUGUAUUACGACAACCUCACCGACGCCCACGACGAGGUCAACGACAACGACCGCUGCUAUGAGACGUACCCCAUGAAGCACCCCGUGCCCUUGUUCAACCUGCUCAGGGUGGGCGUCUGCUUCCUGCUUCCCCUCCUGGUGCUGACGAUGAGCUACUGGCGAGUGCUGGCCACUGUGGGCCAGAGUCCCGGCCUGACCGCCCAGGCAAAGAAGAAGGUCCGCCUGCUGUCCUUUGGGGUGAUCGGGAUCUUCUCCAUCUGCUUCGCUCCGUAUCACAUCUUCCUGCUCGUCCGCUCGCUAGUCUUCUACAACAGCGGCGAUGUUGUAAGUCCUCAAGGAAGUUACUGCCAGUUUGAACAGAAUAUGCACUUUUCCUUCUCCUGCACUCUGGCUCUGUCCAGUCUGAACUGCGUGGUGGACCCGGUGCUGUAUGUGUUGGUCAGCAACGGGGUCCAGGAGGAGGUCAAGCUGUGUUGUAGGAGGCAAAGAAAGACACAGACUUCGAACUCCGCUUCAAAUAAAUAUAUCAGAGGACAGGCGAAUGCAAACUUAAUUUGAGACUGAAGCUAUGUGCGUGGAUAUGUGCACUUAUGCAUUUGUAGUCCCACGUGUGUGUGUGUGUGUGUGUGUGUGU